AUGGAGUCAGACUUGAGUGGCAUGAUGCAGAAAUUCUCACUUGCUGGUAAUGAACUCUCAGGAACGACGUUAGACUUAUGGGACCUGGAAAGUGGUAUAAAGGAUUGUAAGGAUAGCUUAAUUGGGAGAGUUAUGGGUGAGAAGAUAUUCACCAUACCUAACUGGGAGGAGAGGGAUAAGAUCUUGCAAGGUUGGCCUUGGGUCAUAGAUAACCAAGUUUUGGUUCUGAACAGGUGGAAGGAAAGUAUUGAAGGAGAUAUGGAGGCGUUUAAAGUGACUCCUAUGUGGGUGCAGGUGUGGAAUUUGCCUGUGCACUGGCUCUCGAAGGAGGUUGGACGUAAAAUAGGGGCAGUUUUUAAGCAAGUUAAAGAGAUUGUCAUUCCCCAAAUGGGUGGUAAGGAAGAAAGACAUCUAAAGUUAUUGGUGUUGGUGGACUUAUCUAAACCUCUUCUGCGAGGGACCAUAGUAAAAACUGAGGAGAAUAUGACUUGGGUUGCCUUUAAAUAUGAACAAUGCCCUGAUUUUUGUUAUAACUGUGAAUUCGUUGGGCAUAAUGAAAGGACUUGUUCUAAGCAGGGAGAUACUUCUGGAGGGAAGGUGGAUAAUCAAUUUGGUCAUUGGCUGCGAGCAGGAGUAGGAAAGGUUCUCUCCGAAGGCCUAAAUGGGAAGAGAACUGUAGUUGAGCAGUUGGCUUCCACUCAACAGGAGGAACUCAGAGGUGAACCUAAUAGGUUGGUAGGAGCGCAGGCACACUCUAAGAUGGAUAAGAUCGAACAGGUAGGAGCAAUAGGAAUUGAUGCAAAUCCAUUGAUUGAGGGUAUUUCGGAGAUGGAGGAGGAUAACAGUAGUGGAAUUCCUGUUGUAGGCAAUGUUGGGGUAAGGAAAAGAGAACAGGUGGACUCAAUAAGGAGUCAGGAUAGGAAUUAUAACAAGGGGAAAGUGCAGGAAGCUAUUAGGAAGCAAUCUAAAAGGUUGAAUAGGAAGGUUUAUGCCCCUAUGAAGUCUAGGAGAUCUUUAAGUGAGCUGAAUAGAAAGGUAAGUAAUCAGCUUGGUGGGAGUAAAAGGAAAAUGAUGAAGCUAGAGAAUGAUAUGGAGUGCGAUGGAAGUGAGGGUCAGAACUGGAAGAAAUCUAAGUCCUUGGAGAUGCUGGUGGUUCUAGAGGCUGAUCAAGUGGAGGUGGGGUCCUUCCCUAAUGGGGCCCCCACGGGUAAAUGA
Coffea arabica (coffee) is the source of this 1215-nucleotide messenger RNA. Lineage: Eukaryota; Viridiplantae; Streptophyta; Magnoliopsida; Gentianales; Rubiaceae. The record is from RefSeq and is a predicted model, not a curated record.